Molecule: messenger RNA, 3468 nt
Organism: Fonsecaea nubica
Lineage: Eukaryota; Fungi; Ascomycota; Eurotiomycetes; Chaetothyriales; Herpotrichiellaceae
Exons: 3
Coding region: 1-3468 (1155 amino acids)
Biological process (GO): response to oxidative stress
Molecular function (GO): iron ion binding; peroxidase activity; monooxygenase activity
Source: RefSeq, a predicted model, not a curated record
AUGGCGCGCAAAAGGAAGAUUUCUUCAACUUCUCUCAACGCAAUGGACGGCUCACGCGAAUUUCCGUCGAGCUUGGGUGACGAAUACACGGGGUCGCGAAUCAGCACCACUAUCAGAAGCUUUUUUGAAAGCAUUGCAGGGUCGAAUUCUGCAUCCACCAGUACCGUCAUCAAUGGCGCCACAGUGCAGUCCCGUCCCCUUCUGGCCAGAGUGCUUGCGGACGUCGCAUCUCAAGCACCUCGAAUAGGAGAGAACCUUGGACUACUUGGUUCUUUGGUCGACACAACCUUGUUCGAUGGCGGUCUCGUCGAUGAUCGUCAGUAUCAAAUGGAGAAGAUUCUCCAAUUGGCAGCUUCACUGCCUCCCGAGUCAAAGUCGCUGGAUGACUUGACCAACCAGUUCAUCAAGCUGCUCUGGGAGAACUUGGAGCAUCCUCCCUUGUCAUACCAAGGGGAUGAGUUCAAAUAUCGCACUGCCGACGGGUCCAACAACAACAUCAUGUACCCGCACCUGGGCAAGGCAGGUUCGUAUUACGCGAGGACCGUCACUCCUCAGACUCUCAAGCCAGGGGUGCUUCCCGACCCUGGUGUCAUCUUCGACGCCAUCUUCGCCCGGGGUGACGAGCCCAGAGAACAUCCGAACAAAAUCUCUAGCAUGCUCUUCUACCUUGCUACUAUAAUCAUCCACGACUGCUUCCACACUGAUGAUACCGACUACUCCGUGGUCAAGACCUCAUCUUAUUUGGACCUGGCGCCUCUGUAUGGGAGCAACCAGGAAGAGCAGAACCAAAUCAGAACCUUCAAGGAUGGUCUUUUGAAGCCAGACAGCUUCUGCGAGAAGCGCAUUCUCGGCUUCCCGCCUGGAGUCUCCGCCAUUAUUGUCUGCUUCAACCGCUUCCACAACUAUGCUGCCAUGCAGCUCAAGGAAAUCAACGAGGGGGGUCGGUUCAAACUGCCAAAGAACGACCAAGACACUGCGGCCAUCGCCAAGCUCGACAACGACCUGUUCCAGACAGCCAGGCUGGUGACGUGCGGCCUCUACGUCAAUAUCAUUUUGAACGACUAUGUGCGAACGAUUCUCAAUCUCAAUCGCACGAACUCGACUUGGACGUUGGAUCCACGGAAGAACUUCUCCGAUGUCUUUGACAGCGCAGGCGUUCCCUUGGGAGUGGGAAACCAAGUCAGCGUCGAGUUCAAUUUGGUCUACAGAUGGCACUCGGCCAUUAGCAUCAAGGAUGAGAAAUGGACCAAUGAUCUGUACCAGUCUCUGUUCCCCGGCAGAGAUGUCACUACAGUGACUCAGUGGGAGCUGUUACCGAAGCUGAAGAAGUGGCUGGACGACCGCGGCCCAGAUCCCUCCAAGUGGGAUCUUGACUCGGGCAAAUACAAACGCACACAGAGAGGGACUUUCCGGGAUGAAGAUCUUAUCAAGAUCUUGACGGAAGCUACCGAAGAUGUGGCCUGUGCGUUUGGACCCAGGAACGUGCCCCUCGUGAUGAAGCUCAUCGACGUCUUGGGUAUCCAGCAGGCGCGAGCCUGGAACGUGGCGACACUCAACGAAUUUAGGAAGUUCUUCAAACUGGAGCCCCACAAGACCUUCUCCGAUAUCACCAAGAACAAGGAGGUCGCUCGCUCCUUGAAAGCGCUUUAUGAACAUCCAGACUACGUCGAGCUCUAUCCCGGUAUCGUCGCCGAAGAUGCAAAGGAUCCAUUGGAGCCUGGCUCGGGCCUAUGUCCGGGAUAUACCAUCUCUCGAACCAUUCUGGCCGACGCCGUGGCUCUUACCAGGGGAGAUCGAUUCUACACGGUCGACUACACACCUGCGAACCUAACCAAUUGGGGCUGGUCCCAAGUCAAAUCCGACCCGGCUGUGGCACAAGGGGGCUGCUUCUAUACCUUGCUCAUGCGAGCUCUACCGUUCUACUAUCGUGGGAACUCGGUGUAUGCCAUGUUUCCCCUGACAGUACCCGAAGAGAAUCGUAAGAUCUUGACCAAGCUCGGCAAAGAGCAGGACUACAACUUCGACCGACCGACAUACAUUGGAGUUCCGACUUCAAUUCGGUCGUGGAAGGCUGUCACCGGCGUUCUUGGAGACCAGGCCUCGUUUUCCGUGCCCUGGGGUCCCCAUACUUUCUAUCUCACUCAUCAAGAUUAUAUGCUGAGCGGAGACAGCGCUGCCAAUGCGACGCAGCGAAAGGAAGUCGAGAAGGCCCUCUAUUGCCCGGUCAAUGGUCUUGCACAGGUGCAGAAGUUCUACGAGGACCUGACCACUCAACUAGUGGUUGCCCGGUCUGAGCGCCUGCGAGGCGAAUGGUACCAGCUUGACGCGUGCCGCGAUGUCGGCAAUCCGUCCCAUGCCAUAUUUGUUGCGCGCAUGUUCCAUUUGCCGCUCAAGCAGCCAGGAGACCUGAAUCCCGUCGGGGUUGAGGUCGACCAGCUCUACCUCGCGUUGUCCAUCAUGUUCGCCUACGUCUUCCUGGACCUUGACACAGCCAGCUCGUUCAAACUGCGGGCGGGUGCGAAGACGGCGAAUGAUCAACUCUCGAAGCUUGUCAAGAUCGUGUGCGAGGCGGUCAAGGUUGGUGGACUCCUUCGGGUCCGCGACCUGUUCUCCAUGGGGACGACUGGUGAGCUGCUCGGAGAUUACGGGACUUUGCUUCUGAAACGGCUCUUUGAGGGAGGCAAGUCGGUUGAGGAGGUUGUUUCGACCAUCAUCCCCACCGCUGCAGCUGCUGUUGCCACGCAGGCUCAACAUUUCAUCCAAAUGUUGGACGUUUACCUGUCGGACGAAUACAAGGAGCACUGGCCAGAGAUUCAACGAUGUGCUUGGUCCAACGACCCUGCUGAUUUCGAGAAACUCAAGGGGUACGCCCUUGAAGCGAACCGUCUGGCGCCAGCGGCUUUCGGGCUGCUUCGCAAGGCCAACAUCGACACGGUUAUCCCUGACAACGGCCAGAAAGUUCCAGUCAAGGCCGGCGACCAAAUCUACGUCGACUUUAUCGCGGCCGGCUUGGACGAGAGUGUGUUCCCCAACCCGCGCCAGAUUGAUCCCACGCGUGAUCGAUCGCUGUACAUCCACCACGGAUACGGCCCCCAUGCUUGUCUCGGCCGUCCCAUGGUCGAGGUGGCCAUGGCCGCUCAACUCAAGGUAUUUGCCAAGUUGAAGAAUCUCAGGAGAGCGCCCGGCCCACAAGGCCAGCUCAAGAAGACGGUGCCGGCGCCGAAUCCCACCAGCAGUGACCCGAAGUCCAACCCAGGCACCGUGGAGGUGUUUAUGCUGGAGGACUGGAGUUCGUGGUAUCCAUUCCCGACCAGUAUGAAAGUCCACCACGACGGCCUCUGGAAGGACCAACCCGACCAACUUGCGGGCCUGACCGGCGUGCCAGGUAUGCAGGAGGAAAUUCUGAACAGCGACAUGGCUGCAGCGAACGGCUUGAAUGGAGAUUACAUGGAGGAGGACACUGCUUGA